Molecule: messenger RNA, 2949 nt
Organism: Epinephelus lanceolatus (giant grouper)
Lineage: Eukaryota; Metazoa; Chordata; Actinopteri; Perciformes; Serranidae
Source: RefSeq, a predicted model, not a curated record
AUGGGGCGUGUGUGGCUAAAAAAAAUUCGCCUUAACUGGCAAGAGGUGAGGAAGCUGUCACCCAGCUCCACUCAACUGCAGGUGAUACUGGAAAAACAUGAAGAGGUCUUUCGUGAGGAAUUAGGCAGCAUGAAAAAUAUCACAGUGAAGUUGCAUGUAAAACCUGGAAGCAAACCUGUGUUUUUGAAGGCGAGACCAGUACCAUAUGCUAUUAGACCAAAGGUGGAAGCAGACCUGGAUGCCAUGGUCAAGAAUGGGGUUUUAGAGCCUGUGACAACAAGUGAGUGGGCCACACCCAUUGUUCCAGUGCAAAAAAAAGAUGGUGGUAUUCGGACCUGUGGGGACUUUAAGGUGACCCUUAAUCCUGUUCUAACAGUAGAGCAGUACCCCCUUCCCCGGAUUGAUGACUUAUUUGCGGGACUGAGUGGAGGAGAAAAAUUUAGCAAAAUAGAUCUCAGCCAAGCUUACCUGCAAAUGCAUGUGGAGGAGCAGUCACGUGAAAUGUUGACUAUAAACACGCAUAAAGGACUUUUCAGGUACUGCAGACUGCCUUUUGGCAUCACCUCAGCCCCGGCGAUGUUUCAGCGGGCAAUGGAUCAGAUCCUCAGUGGCUUGCCAGGAGUGCAAUGCUACCUUGAUGACAUACUUUGCACAGGAGCAAACGAUGAGGAGCAUCUGCGCAACUUGGAUGCUACCUUACAAAGACUGAAAGAAUAUGGCUUGAGAGUUCGCAAGGAGAAAUGUGAGUUCUUUAAACCAUCUGUAGAGUAUCUUGGACAUGUGAUUGAUGCUAAAGGACUCCAUACUGCACCAUCAAAAAUCGCAGCUAUUGUGGAUGCACCUCCACCUCAGAACGUCAGCCAACUGCGAUCCUUCUUAGGAUUGUUGAACUAUUACGGACGUUUUAUUCCCAACUUGGCAUCACUGCUACAGCCGCUACAUGAGCUGCUACGCCAAGAUAAGACAUGGAAAUGGACAGCAAAUUGUCAGGAUGCUUUUCAGAAAGCUAAGAGCGUGUUGACCACAUCAGAGGUUCUGACUCACUUUAACCCCUCACUUCCGCUCCAGCUUGCCUGUGACGCAUCUCCAUAUGGAGUGGGAGCUGUUAUUUCACACAUCCUGCCAAAUGGCGAAGAAAGGCCGAUUGCAUUCGCAUCAAGAACACUGAACAAGGCAGAGACUAACUAUGCUCAGUUGGAGAGAGAGGCAUUGAGCAUCGUUUUUGGAGUCAGAAAAUUUCAUCAGUACUUGUAUGGGAGGAAGUUCACACUCCUAACUGACCACCGACCUCUCACAACCAUCCUUGGACCACAUACAGGGAUACCAUCUCUGGCUGCAUCAAGACUGCAGAGGUGGGCUUUGUUGUUGUCUGCACAUUCAUAUGAUAUCAAGUAUCGCAAAUCAGACUCUCAUUGCAACGCGGAUGGUUUAUCCAGACUGCCGCUUCCUGUCACCAAGCCUGAGUCAAACACUGUGGACAUAUGCUACUUCAGUGAGGUGACAAAAGCACCUGUUUCAGCUGUGCAGGUCAAGAAAGAGACUCUCAAUGAUCCACAAUUGUCAAAAGUCAUGGACGUUGUUGUUAAAGGUCAACCUGCUGGUGAUGACAUGCAUCUAAAGCCUUACCUCGGGAGGAGGUUGGAACUUUCUGUCCAGUCCGGGUGUUUGUUGUGGGGGAGGCGGGUUAUCAUUCCGCUGUCACUUCAUGCAAAAGUGUUGCAACAGCUACAUGCAGGUCACAGUGGAAUAGUUAGAAUGAAAGAAAUGGCGAGAAGCUACUUUUGGUGGCCAGGCAUGGACAAGCAAAUCGAAGAAAUGGCUACAACCUGUCCAUCUUGCCACAAAGUCAGAAAUAAUCCGCCACCAGCUCCCCUUCAUCCGUGGGAGUUCCCACAAGAACCUUGGCAUCGUGUGCACAUUGAUUUCGCAGGACCAUUGGAAGACAGAAUGUUUCUGGUUGCUGUUGAUGCACACAGUAAAUGGCCUGAAGUGGCUAUAAUGAGAUCAACAACCACAGAGAAGACAAUCGAAAAGCUAGGUGAAAUGUUCAGUCGUUUUGGGUCUCCUACUCAGUUGGUUUCUGAUAAUGGACCCCAACUUGUCUCUCAGGAAAUGUCUGCAUUUCUACAAGCCAAUGGAGUUCAGCACAUCACUUCAGCUCCCUACCAUCCUGCAACCAACGGCCUUGCCGAAAGGUUUGUUCAGACUUUAAAACAUGCACUGAAAACAUCAAAAGGACAAGGGACGUUACAUCAGAGACUGCACAACUUUCUGUUGAACUAUCGUAACACCCCACAUGCCACCACAAAGACAUCUCCUGCUAACCUGAUGCUAAAGAGAGACCUGCGCACCACAUUUGACCUCUUGAAGCCUACAGCGGUGAAGGACAUUGUCCAAGGUCAACAAGAGAAACAGAUAAAGCGCAGAGGAAAACAUGCCAAAGACCGAACUUUCACACCAGGAGAGACUGUUUUAGCAAGGAACUACAGUGGAGAACCUAAGUGGGUUUCUGCAACUGUUAUUGCUCAGACAGGACCGGUCUCCUACACCGUUCAGACAAAGGACAGUGUCUGGCGAAGACACGCCGAUCAACUUCUGCAGACUCCACCAGUGUCAUCAGAGCUGUUCUCUGGGGGUUCUUCAGAUGCACUUGUCAACAUGCCAAUUCCCUUUCCUGCACAAGAAGCACAGGUGGAUGACUCCGUCCGCAACAUCUGUGAUGUAUCACUGCAGGCUUUUGCCUACCAGAUGAGGGAGCUGGGACGACUGAUGUUGACACUUGUCCACACUCGCCGUCAUGUCUGGUUGGCACAGUCACCUCUGACGGAGGCAACUCGCAGGGUCCUUCGCCGGGUGCCAGCAGAACCUGGGGAGCUGUUUGGUUCUGCUGCUCUGGACGCACUGGACCACACCGCUGAGGCCGAUGAGACCAGGCGGCGGCUUCCAUAA